This is a messenger RNA of Cuscuta campestris, 4561 nucleotides long. NCBI's taxonomy places the organism in Eukaryota, Viridiplantae, Streptophyta, Magnoliopsida, Solanales, Convolvulaceae. The record is from the annotation of a GenBank genome assembly.
GCUCUGAAAAUCGAUCUGAUUUUGAUGACUGAGGAAUGCGGACUGAUGUUCGACGAUGAGAAACCCUAGAUUAGCAUAGCAGCGAGGCGAUUUUUGAUUGGAGAAAUGCCUCCGAGGAAGAGAACAAGUACAGGUGGAUCAAAGAAAUCGAGCAAUCAGAACCAGCCGCCGCAGCCGUCGUCUCAGCCGUCCAAGUUCGGAAUCCAGCAUUUCUUCGAACGCCACACCCAGAAUAGCCUCUCUCAGAAGACCAAGGACGGGGUUAAUUUGGGUUUUGGUGCUUCAGAACCCGCUCCUAACAAUGACACAAAAAUGGCAAAUCUUAAUUCCCACGACUAUAGGACUGAAAGGGCAACUGAUCCUGAAAGCUUGGGGAACACUAAAAAGUUGGCGAGUGUGAAGAAUAGUGAGAAUGCGAUGGAUUUGAAGAAGAUGGAUCUGAGUGGUGCUGCUUCUGCUCUUGAUACUGAAGUUGUAAUUCACAGUAACAGUUGCCAAAGGUCAGAGGAGGAUUUGAACUCAAGGAUAGUUGAAGUGGAAAAGUCAGUAAGCAGGGCAAGUGUAGGAGGAAGCGACUUGGUACCUAUGGUAGUAGGAGAUGAAGUUAAUGAAGCAGAAGUGACACCUGAGACUUGCAAGUUGGCAUCUGUAAAGAGGUUCAAGUUUUCUCCCGGAAUGUUGAUUAUGCAAAGCCAGGAUGAUGGAGGUGAUGAGGUUACAUGGAAAAUUUCUCCAGUAAAUGAACGGCUAAAUGCUGUUUCUAAAGCACAGAAGAUACAGAAGCUGGCAGAAUGUUCACGGUUCAAUCUGCUCAAUUUUCAGCAGUGCUCCCAGAAAAAGGUCAAAUCUCUAGAAGCGACAGUAGUUUCAAAGUGGCAAUCCUCACCUCCAACAAAAAGACCUGAAACUGCUCUGGCGGACCCAAAUAAAACCAAACUAGCUUUUGUCACUAUGGAUCAAGUAAUGGAUAUUCAUGCUAAGAAUGGAAAGUCCAAUAGUGAGAAUGCCUCUACCAUAGUUAACAGCCAGAGUCCUUUCAAGACACCUCCAUCUCUAACAAUUGGCCAUGAGAAGCCAGAAAAAGGUUUUGAUCCUCGUAUAGCUUCUGAUCAACGUGGAUCAAGGCACAAAAAAAAGGCACUGAUAGAUCUUUUGGAUCAAGUUGAAGAUGUAAUAACUGUUGAAUCUUUGGCAAGAGAGGAGAACACGAUAUUUUCUGGAAAUGAUAUGCAUGGAAGACCUGAUCCCGUUUUGUCAGAAGCAACUAGUAAUCCGAGAGAAACCUCAAUCGUAUUUCUUGUAUUGGAGGUUUCUGAAAAGCAUGAACAACUCGGGCUCUCAGAUUCAAAAUGCUCAUUUAAGGUUUUGCGCCUUCUCAAUGAACAAAGUGGGGAGGAGCGAGUUGUGCAAUUAUGGGAUGAAUGGUUCUAUAGUGUCGUUGCACCUGGUGACACCGUUCAUGUUAUAGGAGAAUUUGAUGUCCAUGGAACAUGUGAUGUUAAUCAUGAAAAGAACUUUCUAAUUGUUCAUCCAGAUAUUUUGGCUUCCGGAACUCGGGUUGCUGCGAGUUUCAGUUGUUCAAGAUGUACUGUCCUGGAUGAGAGGCUAAAGUCUAGUGAAUAUUCAGCUGCAGCACUGAUGGGAACCUUAUUGCAUCAAAUUUUUCAGGCUGGGCUUAUGCGAGAAUCUCCUACAAAAGAAUUUCUUGAGGAAUAUGCACAAGUCUUGAUUCACAAAAACCUUGAGAGUCUAUAUGCAUGCAAAGUUGGUGAAAACGAGACUCACACAAUAUUGGUUGAGGCAAUUCCAAAAAUAUUGAAUUGGAUACAUCUCUUCCGUGAUUCAGAGGGAUCCAAAAUUCAAAAUAUAGCUCCUGGAAGUGAAGAUAAAGAGAAAAAGAUCAAAAUUUUGGAGGUACUUGAUAUUGAAGAAAUGGCAUGGGCCCCAAAAUAUGGUUUGAAAGGGAUGAUUGAUGCCUCUGUGAAAGUAAACAUUGAAAUAAACAAUGAAGCUACUGAUGUAAUUGUGCCUUUGGAAUUCAAAUCUGGGAAAGGAACGACUGGCCAGGCUGCAAUGGAACAUAAUGCACAAGUGAUGAUUUAUACUAUCUUAAUGUCUGAAAGGUACUCACAAAUGAUUGAUUAUGGGCUCCUUUACUAUCUCCACACGGAUCAAACACAGGGAAUGACAGUUCAAAGAUCAGACCUGGUUGGCCUUUUGAUGCGUCGUAAUGAACUUGCAAAUGAUCUACUAAGAGCAUCAACAUCGCAACAACUUCCUCCAAUGAUACAGAGUCCAAACAUAUGCAAAGGAUGUCGACAUCUUAAUGCCUGUAGUAUUUACCAUAAGGCAUACGGUGGCACAACUAGUGGUAGUGGACUUGGAAAUCUGUUUGACUCACUUGUUGAGCAUCUAACUACUGCACAUGCUAUUUUUCUUCAAAAAUGGGAUCGACUGAUUGACUUGGAGGCUAAGGAAGCGGAGUUUGCAAAGAAGGAAAUCUGGACUUCAUGUGGUUCAGUAACUGAAGAUUCUUUCUCAUCCCUAUCUCCUCUUGUUAUAACCCCUUUAGAUAAACAAGGUCAGAAAACCUUUUGCAAAGGAAACCGGUUUGUUUAUCACUUUGUGCACCAAAGUUUGCAUCCAACCAGCAUCGAUCAACAGAAUUCAGAUGGUUCUCUUCCCAUGAAAAAUUUGGAAUCCAGACUUAGGAAUGGGGAUUAUGUGAUAUUGAGCACUCAACCUGGCCGUUUACUUAUUGCUAGUGGAAUCAUUACAGAUAUAAGUAACUCUCACGUCUCUGUAUCAUUUUCAAAAUGUUUAAGGCUUCCAGGAAGUAGAUUGCAAGAUCUCCAUCAGCAAUCUUGGCGGAUUGACAAAGAUGAGGCUACGUCAUCAUUUCCGAUCAUGAGAUUCAACCUUCUACAACUGUUUAUGCAAAAUGAAGAGAGUAAACAUCUCAGGAAGAUGAUUGUUGAUCUUAAGGUGCCUAUAUUUGAUAGUGGAUGCAUCUUUAGUCAAGAUCCUGCUAUUUCGUACAUCUGGUCUGAGAAAACAUUGAAUGGGGAUCAGCGAAGGGCUAUACUUAAGAUACUUACAGCAAAGGACUAUGCGCUCAUAUUAGGAAUGCCUGGAACAGGGAAAACAUCCACUAUGGUGCAUGCUGUGAAGGCAUUAUUAAUGAGAGGUGCAUCCAUUUUGCUUACAUCAUACACAAAUUCAGCUGUUGAUAAUUUGCUUCUCAAAUUGAAGGCUCAGGAUAUAGAUUUCAUACGUAUAGGAAGAGAUGAAGCUGUACACGAGGAUGUCCGUGAAUAUUGCAUAUCAACUACCAAACUCUGUGGCAUUGGAGACAUCAAGCAAAGGCUAGAGAAAACAAAAGUUGUUGGAGUUACGUGUUUGGGGAUAACUAGCCCUUUACUGGCAAAAAAGAGAUUUGAUGUGUGCAUCAUGGAUGAAGCAGGGCAAACUACAUUGCCUGUUUCCUUAGGGCCAUUGAUGUUUGCGUCAAAGUUUGUUCUUGUAGGGGAUCAUUAUCAAUUACCACCACUUGUCCAGAGUUCAGAGGCGAAAGAGAAUGGAAUGGCAGUAAGUCUGUUCUGCAGGCUCUCAGAAGCACAUCCUCAAGCCAUUUCAGCUUUGCAAAGCCAGUAUCGUAUGUGCAAAGAAGUAAUGGAACUAUCAAAUACCUUGAUAUAUGGAAACAGGCUACGUUGUGGAUCUUCAGAAGUGAAGAACGCGAAGCUAACCUAUUCUUCUCCUAUAGCUGGUGGACCUUCAUGGAUGAAAGAGGUUUUGAAUCCUGCCAAGCCUGUAAUAUUUAUCAACACCGAUUCGUUGCUAGCGUUUGAGACAAAUGGACACAAAACUAUAAACAAUCCAAUGGAAGCGUUUAUUAUCGCUGAGGUAACAAAGAAGUUGUUGCAAGUUGGCAUUUCACAGGAAGAUAUGGGCAUCAUUACACCCUACAACUCCCAGGCAGAUUUUAUCAGGCAAUUCGUUUCAACAUCAGUUGAGAUACAUACAAUUGACAAAUAUCAGGGCAGAGAUAAAGAUUGCAUUUUGGUGUCAUUUGUUAGGUCAAAUGAAAACCCAAAGGGCUGUGCUUCUACAUUACUUGGAGACUGGCACCGGAUCAAUGUUGCUCUUACACGUGCAAAGAAGAAGUUGAUAAUGGUGGGAUCUUGUGCUACACUUUCUAAAGUGCCACUGCUCAGGCUGUUGAUCGAGAAUGUUGAGAAGCAAAAUCGCAUUUUAAAUGUCACCAAAACCGAUAUUCAUCAAUGUCAAGGUUGGAUGAAGAGAUGCUCCCAGAUCAAAUCACAAAACUGUGAGCUUUUCCCUUCCAAACCCUCUAAAUUUUGAUUCGUUUUCUUCAAUUAAUUUUUUUAUUUCCCUGCAUUUGGGGUUUGUAAAUAUAUUUUUUUUCUUAAAGCUUGAUAGUAUCAAUUUUGUAAGUAAUGUGCAUUCCUUUUGGGGUUACUACGAGAAACAUUUUGCUUGGUUUUAAGGAUGUUAUUAUCCAUCCAAAGUAUUCCCCAAAUAAGGAUUCACCAAGUUU